AUGCUCAAUCGGUUCUCCAGCGCCGUCCACACGGCCGUGUCCGGCGCCGCGUCCGCAGCCGUCUCGGGCGCCCAGAACCUCCAGGGGCUGCUAAGCGAAGAGUACCUCAAGCACUACGAGACGCCUCGGGACUGCACGGCGUCGGGGGGCCACGAGCUGCUGUGGAAGAUCUUCCCCGCGGUCCAUCGCAAGACCAAUCACGAGUACAGUGUCUUUCUCUUUGACAAAGAAGAGCUCAAGCGGUUCAAGAACAAAGCCGCGCAGGACCGCGUGCUCGAGAUCCUGCGGCAGGAGAUGAAGACGCUCCGAGUGCUGCGGCACCCGCACGUGCUCAAGGUCGAAGAGGUCUAUGAAGAGAGCCGACGCUCGCUCUGUUUCGUGACCGAGCGCGUCACGUGCUCGCUGGCCAAUGCCUGCAAGAACUUUAGCAACAUCUUGAACGUGACGCCAGAGGUGCUGGAGAUUGGCUUGACUGAGUUUGAGCUCGCUUGUGGCCUCAUGCACGUGGGCGAAGCGCUGAGUUUUUUGCACCGAGAAGGCCGUCGCGUGCAUCUGAGUCUCGGACCGCAGAGUGUCUUUAUUACACCCAAGGGCGAGUGGAAGCUUGCUGGCAUGGGCUUUUGUCGGGUCGUUGAGCCUGGACAGACCUCAAGGAGUGAAUAUUACGGCGGAGAUGCGUCGACGGGGGGCCGAAAUCCCGUGACGGGAGUCAUUGAGGGAAGCUGGGAACCGUUGCUCGAGUAUUGUGCCCCAGAGUUGGUGACCGAACCGAGGCGGUUCGACAGCAAAGCAGAUAUGUUUGCACUGGGUUUGCUCGUCUAUGAGCUCUUUGUGCCGCCACGCGCAGAUGGAGGACGCAACCCCGUGCUUGACGUACGCGAUGGGAACAAGAUGACGCAUGGCUACAAGGUACAGUCGCUGCAUCCAAUCGCGUUUCCACCCUCGGUCCCGACGGCGUUGCAGAACACGAUCCGUUCGUUGCUAUCGUUGGAUCCGACGCAGCGUCCUGAAGCCCGUGCAUUUCUAGCAUCGCCGUUCUUCGAUUCGGGUCCGAUCAAAACACUCCGGACGCUGCAAAGUCUAGUUGAACUGGAGCCGGCGGCACAGGCAAAAUUUCUGACGACGCUACCUGAAGCGAUCGACGGCUUCUCGCCGCGUGUGCUGCGUGACAUGGUUAUCCCGGGGCUUCACUCAGUGGUGAUCAACAAGGCCGUGGCUCCGUUUGUGAUCACGCCGCUGCUCAAGAUCGUGGCCAAGGUCGACAAGCAGACCUUUUCGUACUCGAUCGCGCCAAUGAUGAUCCCGCUGCUGGCGAUAGCCGAGCCGGUUCAGUGCAUGCUGAUGUUUGUGUCGGAGUUAGAAACGCUCAUCCCAAAAGCCGAAGACGGCUACAUUCGCGACCACAUUGUUCCGAUGUUGUGCCGUGCACUCGACAGCACUGUGCCUGAAAUUCUUGACACGGUGCUGAACAAGAUUGUGGAUCAAGCCAGUUUGUUCGAGUACCGCAUCUUAAAGCAGGUGAUUUUGCCACGGGUGAACAAGGUCAUUCUUUCUCCACCGCAACCAUCUGUGCGGAUCAAUGCGUUGCUCUGGUUGGCAAAGUCGUUCCACGUGUUUGACAAGGAUCUGCUCAUUGAGAGCGUACUGCCUACGCUAAAGCAGACUCUUCAAGCUGACAAGACACCCGCCGCAUGCAUGUGCAUCCUUGGGUGCUACGACAACCUCGGCAAACACCUCGGUCCAGAGUUUGCCGCAACGCUGAUUAUUCCUGCGGUGGCUCCGCUGUUGUGGGAAAAGAGUUUGAGCAACGCACAGUUUGACAUGGUGUGCGAGAAGAUUCAGGACAUGCUGAAGGCCGUGAUCAACGAACGUGACAAGUCGUUUACGUCUGAAAGUUCGGUCCACAGCGUGGCGACAGGCAUCACUGCAGCAUCGGGUAUGUCCGGUGCUAUUCGUGCCGCAGAGGCUUCGAAGGAGCGUGAGUCAGGCGCUGCGGCAGCUAACAAACUGCUGUCCGAAGAGUAUGUUGCGAAGAAGAAGCAGCCCGAGGCCACGAAUCAGAAGCCCGAGCGAUAUUCGGACGAUCCGUUUUAUCUGGGCAAGUCGAGCCCACCUUCUGGCAGGAGUAGAACUGUGAGCUCCGGGGCAGAACGGCGUGGCUCAGCUGGCCACCGUGAGUCACUAACCGAGCGUGCGGAACCAACUUCAACACGCCGCCGGGUGAGCAAGAAGGGCACCGCACGGUCAAAUCGCCGAGCAGGCAAGAAGGAUGAUGGGAACGCCGAUUUGCUUUGCAUCGACUCGGCUGCUAUCAAGUCGUCGAGCGCACCCAAUGACCUUCUUGACACAGGAAGUCUGGUGGCUGCUUUGCCUGCUGCCCCCGCUUCUACAGGCGUUGGAGGGGGCAUGUUUGGCGGCAUGAGCAUGUCUUCAAGCGGUGGUGUGGAGUCAGCAUACGCGAGCCAGACUGCUCUGGGUGUACAGCCUAACGCAAUGGGGUUGCAGCAAGGCAUGGUGCCCUACGGUCAAAGUAUAAGUACUGGAAUGAUGGCGGCACAACAGCUGCAGCCGAACAAUCCGGGCAUGUUGCAAAUGACUCCAUACGGCCUGCAACACCAAGAUCCCCUACGCAGUGGCGGCUAUGAUCAAACCAACGUGGGGCUUGCUGGACCGGGGCAGGUGCUGCAGAUCCAAGCCGCCCCUGGUUACACCGGUCAAUACGCACAACCGCAGCAGCAAAGUGGGGACAAGUUUAGCGCUUUCGACGGGUUGUAA
This is a messenger RNA of Hyaloperonospora brassicae, 2775 nucleotides long. NCBI's taxonomy places the organism in Eukaryota, Oomycota, Peronosporomycetes, Peronosporales, Peronosporaceae. The record is from the annotation of a GenBank genome assembly.